This is a messenger RNA of Strongylocentrotus purpuratus (purple sea urchin), 1993 nucleotides long. RefSeq lists its product as uncharacterized. The record is from RefSeq and is a predicted model, not a curated record. NCBI's taxonomy places the organism in Eukaryota, Metazoa, Echinodermata, Echinoidea, Camarodonta, Strongylocentrotidae. Bases 380 to 1735 code for a protein of 451 amino acids. The transcript has 7 exons.
UUUGGACCGAGCAAAUAAAAGACAGCAAUCAUUAACCCAUGUGAAAAAUAGGCAUCUUGGAUCCAUGAAUGCAAAUUUAGAUUGACCUUUGCAAGGUUCGUCUGUAUUACAAAACUACACUGUUGACCUUGCACGAAAUAGAGUCUAUGGUGCAAUCUGAUGGAACAUAUUCAUGAUACAAUUAUUAACCCAGACAAAACACAUACCAUAUGUACAUUGUUGUUGGUGGGGAUUCCCCACUCCCCGCUCUCCCUAUCGUCUGCCGUGUUAUUCACAGCAGUGCAUUACUAAACAUAUUGCAUGGAGGAAAUCCUGUCCUGAGCAGUUGCUGUGUGAUUAAUUCACGUCUGUUUAUACCAUCAAUUCUUGGUCAGCUAUAAUGCCGGCUACUCGAGCAACCAGCGCAACAUCUCUGUCGCAACAGCAGAGGCAAUAUGGCAAUAGUUUCUUCAAAUCAUCUCAGGAGGGUGGUUUCGGGUUCGUUGUCCAGUGUGGAAGAUUGGAGUCUGCUCUUCAGUGGUAUCAGUGUGCUUCUAGCUGCAGCUGCAACGAAGAUGAUGCAGUCUCGGCUAUCAAAAAUAUCGCCAUGACAACCUGGAAGUUGGCUUCUCUGCACGGGUCAACGACAGACAGGAAUCAGAAGUUACAGAAGGUCAUAGCCAGACGUUACUUCAAUGAUGCCCUCCAAAACUUCAACAAGGCACUUCUGCUUAGAUCCUGCAAGAAUGCUGCCUGGACUGACCACCUGCGGUCAUCCAUGCGCAGAUGCGGGGAGGAGGCCAUUGCGUGGAUCAAUAAGUCUUUCGAAAAUGAACAAGAGAAGAUGGGUUUGCUUACCGAGACUUUAGCUCAGCUGCCUGAUGAGAAAAGGAAGGCCGAAGAAUACGUCAAAUUGGCAACCCACCUCUUUGGACUAGGAAUGACAGCACUCGGGGAGCUCCAGUACAAAGAAUGUUUUAGGUUCAUGAAAGAGUGCUACUUCCCAAUACAAGAGGCAGCUAGAACAUGUAAAAAUGAUCCAGUCAUAAUGUCCGAGGUGGAAGUUCUCCAGGAAGAUGUACAUCAGCAUACACGCCUCGCUGAAGCAGGCAAAGCAAGGGCUACAGGCGAUGCGCUCCUGGAGACAGGACCUAAGGACAAGAAGGAGCUAAACGUGGAGUUAAUCUGGUCCAUCAUGGAUUGGUAUAGGCAGUCUGUCAUCCUGUGUAAAGGGAGUGAUAUAGAACAAGAGGCUAUCGCUUUCAGCAGGCUGGGCAGGGUUUAUGGCAAGGUACUGAAGUUAACAGUGAAGGGAAAGGAUUGCUACAAAAAAGCCAUUGAGCUUGCACUGAGUAUGUACCCUAGAAACUUCCAUAACGUUGACUGGUUUGAGGAGAGCAAGAAAUUUGUGGAGGAAUUCCAAAGGCGACUCAACAAAGAUGGAGAAGAGAACAAGGAGAAGGAUGCAGUACUGGCUGAGAUGAAGGCCGAUCUUGAUAAGCUGAAAGGAUUCUCGAGUCUACCGGCAGAGGAGUAUGUAGCGACUCUCUACAAGACGUGGCCGCCCAAGGCUCCGGGGGCCAAGCUGGAUGAGGAACUGUCCAAGAAGAAGCUACUCCUGAAGGCCAUUAGUCACUAUCAUCCGGACAAGGUGGACAAAGAGGUCCAUGGCAAGAAGUGGUACUACUUCACGGAGGAGAUUACCAAGUGCCUCAAUGAUAGAUACAUGAGAGAAAAAUUCACUGAUGUGGACUAGGGCUCAUAUUGAUAAAGGGCUUGAUUAAACAUGGUUUAACUUAGUCCAUUUACAGUGAUGGAUUGGGGAGGGGCCACCGGGGACUACCCCGCCUGAAAAUGAUUUAUUGUUACUUUGUUCCCGAUGAUUGCUCAAUAUCACCUCACAUUACAUCGUACUCAUUAGCUCUGCAAUUAUUUGUAUGCCUCCGCUACAAAGUCUGUUCGUAUGUCUCGUUCUUGUGAUCGCGUUAUCACAAGAACUGAUAGAUGGGUCAUG